AGGGCAUAAAAGAGGGAGCGCAGCAGCACCGAUCUCCAUUUCUGUCUCAAUAGUCAACUUAUUUUCCUGUUAAAUUUUUACACGUACUCUCAAACCCAAAACACGAUGGCGUCCAUGGCAAUUUUAUUUAUGCUACUUGCGGUCACUUUUCGCAUACAGGCGAUUCACAAUGUACCUGAUAUCUUUCCAGAAACAGAACCAGGACAAGAGCUCCCGGAUACACAAGUCAUCGUGGAUAGAAUCAAAGAUUCCUGUCCACCAUUCGGAUCACCAGACGAACAAUUCAAAGUGAUGGUGUUGGGCAGUUUAAAUCCACUGGCAGGCGGUUGUGCUUCUAUGCGAGCAGAUAUUGGCGAUUUUGUACCAGCGUUUGAAAUUUUGCUGGGCGAUAUUGAUUAUAGCGUUAGAGGUCACCAAAAAUUGGUACUUCUAAGAAAUAGAAGAGGCUACGUGUUUCAGUGUUCAUCAAAACAUCCGUUCAUAGAGAAUGGAAAUAUUGAAGGCUGGUAUGUCCAACUAUUUAUCAAUAGUGCAAAAAAAAAUGACUACAGAUGUAGCUUGUACAAAAUACUCAACCAACAAGGAACAAUCAAGAUGUUGAUUAGCGCAGAUGAAUGGUGUGAUGGUCUGCCAGAGAUUUUGAAAUAUGACGGUUACAGAGUACCAAAUGGACAUUCUACAAAUGGUUCUCUUGCUCUUAUAUUUGCAAAGCAUUGGGCACCAAAUCCAUUUCCAGAAUUUCCGGAGUAUGAUUUAUUAAGUGACAUGUGUGCAUUAGGGUGA
Molecule: messenger RNA, 783 nt
Organism: Rhopalosiphum padi (bird cherry-oat aphid)
Lineage: Eukaryota; Metazoa; Arthropoda; Insecta; Hemiptera; Aphididae
Exons: 4
Coding region: 106-783 (225 amino acids)
Source: RefSeq, a predicted model, not a curated record